AUCAGUCUGGUCUGUCAACGUCAGUUACACACGUGCGAGUGAACUUUGAUGUUUUAGCUCAUAGUUUAGAAAGUGUAAUUAGUAUUUCUUCUAGGAUUGUAAUUUUGAGACCAUCUCUAUUUUUUAUCAAUUGAAUAAAAUGUCAGACGGACAGUUCAGUGACUAUGAAGAAGAAAUAACCGAAAAGGUUAAGUCGGUGCGGUUUGCUCCUUUACCAGAAAUUAAGAAGCUCAGCAGUGAUGAAGACGAUAUUGAUUCUGAUGACUACUUCUAUGACUCUGAUGAUCCUAGUAAUAUAUCCAAAAAAGAUCAUGCUAACACUCAAGCUCCCUCUAAUAAGAUUUCAAAUUAUCAACCAACUGAAAAAUUAUUCAAAAAAUACAUAAACAAGAUAAAUGUUGACAAAUAUGAGCCUACAUUAUCAUCCAAUGCUGAGAAGUUUUUAGAUCAAAAUGAUAGAAAAAUUGAUAAUGAAAGAAUCAGAGUGAAAGAUAAACAUGACAGAGCCACCGCUGAACAAGUUAUGGACCCAAGGACAAAAAUGAUAUUAUUCAAACUCUUAAACCGUGGCAUUGUUAAUGAAAUCAAUGGUUGCAUAUCUACUGGUAAAGAAGCAAAUGUGUAUCAUGCAACUUCAAAAGAUGGCAGAGAUUAUGCUGUGAAGAUAUUCAAAACAUCCAUCUUGAUUUUCAAAGACAGAGACAAAUAUGUAUCAGGUGAGUAUAGAUUUAGAAAUGGUUAUUGUAGAUCGAAUCCUCGAAAAAUGGUUCGGACAUGGGCUGAGAAGGAAAUGAGAAAUCUUGUUCGAAUGUUUAAUGCACAGUUAAGUGUUCCAGAACCUAUAAUUUUGAGGAGCCAUGUGUUAGUUAUGACAUUCAUGGGUGAAGGAGGUUGGCCAUCACCGAAGUUGAAAGAUGUUGAAAUAUCACAGUCAACUGCUCGUACUCUAUAUAGAGACUGUAUUACAAUGAUGUGGAAAAUGUUUAAUAUUUGUAAAUUAGUUCAUGCUGACUUAUCUGAAUUCAAUAUGUUAUACCAUAAAGGUUCCCUAGUUAUAAUUGACGUUUCUCAAUCUGUAGAACAUGACCAUCCUCAUGCAUUUGAAUUUUUGAGAAAAGAUUGCACUAAUAUAUCAGAUUUCUUUAGAAAAAAAGGUGUAGCUACACUUACAGUGAAAGAACUUUUUGAUUUUAUAACGGAUUCAACUAUAAAUGAGAAUAAUUUAGAAGAAUGCUUAGAAAAAUUGUCAAUAAAGGUGGCUUCUAGAAAUUUUGAAGAAAUGACUGCACAAGAACAAGUUGAAGAGGAAGCUUUCAAAAAUAUAUACAUUCCUAAAAGACUUACUGAGGUUAGUGUUGCACAAAGUAACUUAUUUAAAAUUCGCAGUUGUUUCUUAUAGUUAAAAUAAGCUUGACAUUCUUUCAAGUUGUUUUUCUUGUAGAUUGAACUUUAUAUUGGAUUCAACACUAAACUGAUGAUUGCUUUUCUGUUUUUUUUUUUUAGGUAAUUGACUAUGAGCGAGAUAUUAGUAAAGCUAAAAAAGGUGAAACAGAAGAUCUUACCUACAAAAAGAUUGCUGGUUUUAAUGAAAAUCUUACUGGCACAGUUGAGAGACCGGAGAUCUUACAAAAUGAAAACAUCACUGACACCGCAUCAGGUUCAGACUCUGACGAUGAAGAAGAUGAUGAAGAUAGGAGCAAAUUUAAAAACAGUGCCCGUCCAAGAGAUGAAUCUCCUAACAGCAAGAAAGCUAGAAAGAAGGCAGUUAAAGAUGAAAAAGCAGAAAAAAGAAAAUCCAAAACAAAGAAGCAUGUUAAGAAACGGAGAGACAAGGGUCAUGGCAAGAAAUAAAAUAGUCAAUAAGUAAUUUCAUUUUGUACAAACUACAUAUUUGUAACUCAUAAAUUCUAUUUGUAAAUUGUUUUGGUUUUUGUUUUAUUAUUGUGUAUAUAAAGUUAAGUAGAAUUUAUGUGAGAUUCUUAUUUA
This is a messenger RNA of Diatraea saccharalis (sugarcane borer), 1986 nucleotides long. NCBI's taxonomy places the organism in Eukaryota, Metazoa, Arthropoda, Insecta, Lepidoptera, Crambidae. The record is from the annotation of a GenBank genome assembly.